UAGGGACAUGUUUUUGUUGAACAUGUAAAAAAUUAAUUUUUUGGCCAACUUCUAUAUUUUAGUAAUGCAUCCAGAUUAAUAGUUAAUAAUAAUCUCAAAAAGAAGAGAAAAGGCUAAACCUUUUAAACAUAAAAUGCACCAAAAUUAACGUAAAAAAUACCCCAAACAAUAUCCAACGAACAGAUUUAAGGUCGACAGCAAAGUAACAAGUCCUAAUUUUUCCUUCACUCGAGAAAGAAGGGCGAUGAAACUUUUUCCAUAAAUCAGAAGACAUCAGAAAUUUAAAACGAGUUGCUUAAUACACUGACACACUACAUGAACGUGAACGAUGGAUUACAACCGAAUUUGGAGUCAAUCGAGAAAAAAAAGACCGAAAAUAAGGUUGAAAAUAUUGAAAAUGAAGUCACCAGUAAUAAAAAAACGACGGACAUAGAAAGCAAUAAUAAUAAUGCAGAAGAAAUCAUAAAACCAAUAGAUGAACUAUUACCUUCAACAAAUAACAUUGAAGAAAACAUAUUAAUUCCACCAACGCUUCAAGAAAGAUUUUUAAGAAUCAAACAAAUGGUAAAAGAUUCAAUAACUGUCCAUCACACUUUUAUGAUAUAUGGAAGAGCUCGUGUGAUUCGAGAAUGCAUGUUAAAAAGGGGCUGGUGUGAGAAAUAUUAUCGCAAGAGCAGCAAUGCGGAGCAAUAUUUGAACGUGGAUUCGAGUCCAGUGGCACUUUUAUCAGGAAUUGGCGACCUCAAGGAUCAGCAAAGUGAAAAACAAUUAGUUUCAAAAAUGCUCAGUAAUUAUCCUGUUGAUUUUUUGUGGAAUGCUGGAUCCGACUGGCCAGGUUGGCCCUCUCAGGAAAACAAGACGACCAUAUUUAACAGAUAUUCUAGAGCCGGUUUCACCUCAAAGGUUGGCCUGUGUUCGAACGUUAGGCAGAUGCAUUGGUAUUAUGAACCCGGGGUGGCAAAUACACUGUUUCCAAGAUGCUACAAUUUGUGCCAAGGCGAUCAAAUGCACGCUUUUAUAGAAGAUUUCAGAUUCACAGCGUGCCUGGGGCUUCUAAAGUGGUUGGUUGAUAAGAUCAACACAGAGGGUGAAAAUGCCGUGAGAUCACCAACGGGUACCAUUCCUUUAAAGGCACUAGAUUUUGCUAUCAGAAGAUGCAGCGAUUACAUCGGAGCCCAAUCACAUGAAGAUAUUGAUCAAGAAGCAGAGAGAGUUUGGUCACAUCAAUGGGACCAAUUUAUUUGCUGGUACUACAAAAUCAUUCAAAAUCAAGCUCUUUUCGUCCUGAACAAUGUUCUUUUCAGCAAGUAUUUCCUCGCCUCUCGACACGUUCUGAAAAAAGUGAGGAAAUAUUGGCCUCAGCUCGACAUGGAUGGAAUUAUGAACAUAUGGAUUAUAAAACCCGGAAAUAAAAGUCGAGGUCGAGGGAUUGUACUGAUGAAUAAAUUGGAAGAUGUUCUGGAUAAAAUUAAUCCCACGAAUAAGACCGACAACCGUUUCGUUGUGCAGAAAUAUAUCGAAAGACCAUUUUUGAUAUACGAAACGAAAUUCGACAUCAGGCAGUGGUUCAUGAUUACUUGCGCUCAACCCUUAACUCUCUGGAUUUACAAAGAAAGCUACCUGCGAUUCUGCACGCAAAAAUUCUCCUUAUUUGAUUUCCACGAGUCGAUACACCUUUGUAAUCAUGCAGUACAAUGUAAAUAUACCAAUUGUACUGACCGAGAUUCUGCACUGCCAGUCGACAAUAUGUGGGACGCAACAACUUUUAAGGAAUUUCUAAAAGUACAAGGGCAUAGUGAAGCAUGGGAUGAAUUAAUAUACCCGGGAAUGAAACAAGGUUUGGUGGGUUCUCUUCUAGCCAGUCAAGAAGCCAUGGAUCGAAGAAAAAACAGUUUUGAGCUUUAUGGUGCCGAUUUUAUGGUAAUGGAAGAUUUUUCGGUUUGGUUGAUUGAAAUAAAUAGUCAUCCGGACAUGAGCUCUUCGAGCAGCGUGACUACGAGAUUGUGCCGUCAAGUCAUGGAAGAUGUUAUUAAAGUCGUGAUAGAUUUUCGAGAGGACAAAAGUGCAGAUACUGGUCAGUUUGAGCUAUGUUACAAGCAGAGGAUGCCGAGUUGUCAGCCAUAUUUGGGUGCAGCGUUGUCACUUCAAGGGACCAGAAUCACUGCUUCUGAGAGGAAACCAAGUUCCAGCCCCCAGGACUCCAAGUUCAGCAUGGUAUCAAAAUCACCAAUGACGAGUCUAUCGCAGAAAAGGCCGACGGUGCAUAGCCAAAUUGGUCCAGUGAUUGUUGAUCUAAUUGAGGAAUUGGAAAUCCAGCUGGAUCAGGAAUUCUACUCUUAUUAUAAAUUGGAGCAUCCAAAGGAACCCCUGCCAAUGUUGGAACCACCUUCAAUGUCAAAUACGGCUGGUGCGGAGUCGAUGAGUGUCGAGACAAGUACAAAAACUGCUGCCAGUGCGACUCCCCAAAAUGUGAAGACUAAAAUCCUCAAUUCUUCUCAGCCCAAUUCAUCAAAAGCAAACAGCCCUUAUAAAGCCGCCGUCCAAAAGAAGGCAGACAAAUUACAGAUUAUUGUCAAUCAUCCACGAGCCAAGUCUGAAGUGCCUCCAAUCAGGCCCUCAAUCAUUUCUAAAGUUGUGGAACUUCAAAAGCAGGCUGCAAAAUCGGCUUCAAUUCCAAAAUCUUUAAAAUCAUCGCAACAGGAGCAAAGUGAUGAAAAGAUACUUCGAGCUGCAAUGAAGAAUGCAGUGAAAAAAUACAAAAAAAAUCGUAUUGUGCAGCCAGCACUGCCUACAUUACCAUCGCUGUUGUCUCCUUUGGCUGUAAAGAAAGUGAACCGUGGAUCAUCAGAAAAGGGGAAAAUUAAAAAAAGACAAUAUUCUAAAAAGAAGAAAGUUUCGGCCGAUGUUGGUGAUAUGUAUGCAGUUGGUCUCAGUAUGAAUAAGUAGUUCCCAAAAUAAUAUAAAGGACUGAGAAAAAGAUUAUCCUUUACUCAACCAAUCUCUGGAAUUAAAAAAUAUUUCCUGGGCUCAAAAAAAUUAUUAGUCUAUAAUUAUGAUGGGAUCAAGUCAAUAAAAUAAUUUUUAAUUGCGAGAAAUUAAUUGAUUAAAGGGUCUUUAUUCUUAGUUAAUAUAAGUACUUGUUGAUACUGCUUUGAAUUCUAUUAUAAAUUUUAUUUUUGAAAAAGUCUGCCA
Belonocnema kinseyi is the source of this 3192-nucleotide messenger RNA. RefSeq names its product tubulin glycylase 3A-like. Gene Ontology annotation, molecular function: ATP binding; protein-glycine ligase activity, initiating; metal ion binding. Gene Ontology annotation, biological process: cilium movement; protein polyglycylation; cilium assembly. The record is from RefSeq and is a predicted model, not a curated record. NCBI's taxonomy places the organism in Eukaryota, Metazoa, Arthropoda, Insecta, Hymenoptera, Cynipidae. Gene Ontology annotation, cellular component: cilium. The transcript is spliced from 14 exons. The coding region runs from base 316 to 2946 and encodes 876 amino acids.